AUGGCUGCCGUCAAGCAACGCAUCAACUUGCCUAAAUACUACAUUGGAGAACUACGGCCCUUGUUCGUACGGCGGAUAUACGUCCUGACAAGGUUGCAUUCAGAUAACCAGAACCUGUCUUCAACAUUCGAAAUCACCAGUGAGCCUUUUGACUUCGAGAAGCACGGCACGCGAGACUACUGGUAUGCUCGUGGGAAGAUGUUCAGGGACAAUGUCAAACUAGGGGACUCGGCAAUAACGAAUUUUUCGAUGGCAGUCGCGUACAAUGUCUCAAAUUUCAUAGUCCCCGCCCUCGGGCUUGCGUGGGACCUCAGCCAAAGCGACUCAGAGUCUCACAAUCUCGUGCUUCACAUGUUCUCCCAGGGUCUGAUCCCGACCCCGGCGUACAGCAUCUGGCUCGACAAACAAGAAAACCCAGCUGGAGAGGUCCUCUUCGGUGCCAUCGACAAGGCCAAGUACGAAGGUGAUCUCACGAGUCUCAAGACAUACCCGUCAUCAGAUGGCGAUGCCUUAAUAUCUAUCAUGAUGACGUCUCUGUCCGCGACAAGCCCUUCCGGCUCAGACAAGCUCAUAUGCAACCUCCCGUUCCCAAUCAUACUCGGCAUGGGAGCCACGGCCUCUUUCCUACCGCAGGACCUGGCCUAUGAAGAGUCGGAAUUGGUGUAG
Anthostomella pinea is the source of this 666-nucleotide messenger RNA. The record is from the annotation of a GenBank genome assembly. Lineage: Eukaryota; Fungi; Ascomycota; Sordariomycetes; Xylariales; Xylariaceae.